Messenger RNA from Osmerus eperlanus (European smelt), 5869 nucleotides. Its product is annotated as protein TANC1-like. The record is from RefSeq and is a predicted model, not a curated record. The coding region runs from base 64 to 5526 and encodes 1820 amino acids. Gene Ontology annotation, molecular function: protein binding. The transcript is spliced from 27 exons. NCBI's taxonomy places the organism in Eukaryota, Metazoa, Chordata, Actinopteri, Osmeriformes, Osmeridae.
AGGUAGGGGGUUAUCGAUUUGUUUUCAUAGUCAUCAUUGGAAUGUACUUAUUUGAUUACGAAAAUGGGAAAUGGAAGAUCUGCACUAUUGUUAUUCAUCAACAAUAACAUUAUGAGACGCUUUAUACUGAAAGAAAACUUCCAUCAGAGAAUCCCUCACAUUCUGAAAAUGUUCAAAGCUGUAUUUGGAAAGAACCGAGACGGAGAGGGGAAGAGGAGCAAGGGAGAUCCAGCCUCCAACAGGCACCAGAGUGGCCAUCGCAGAGACGCUGGGGAGGGAUCGCACCACCAGGAGCCCCGCUGCUCUCGAACCCCCAGCCGGAGGCUGAGACUGGCCAAGGGCGUGUCCAUGUCUCUGCCCUCCUCCCCUCUCCUCCCCCGCCCCUCCUGCAUGGCGCCCUCACAGUCCUACAUGCAGUCUCCAGGGCUGAUCAGGAGAGAGGACUACGAGGAGGGCUUCUGCUUUCCUGGUGAAGCCAUUGUCUACGCUGGAAACCACGACAAGGCGUGCUACAAAGACCUCCAUGCGGAGCCCCAGCUCUGCUGCUCCGUCUCUACCCAGGAACUGAUGACCAGGCUGGGCUUCUUGCUGGGAGAAGGGAACCCUGCCUCAGCCAGACGCCCCAUGGAGGACCGCAGGGACAAGGAUCUGAGCCCCAGCUCCACACUGACCUGCAGCACCCCAUCUCCCUGCUCUGACAGCCCCGGCCCCACCCUCGGUGCUGGGGGGGCCCCUCUGCCCCCCUCUCCCUCCAGCCCUUGUGGGACCCCCCCCGGCCCCAGCCCCAGCUCCACGCUGCACAGCCAGGCUAGCGGGACCAGAGCAGGUGCCUCCAGCUCCUCAGAGCAGGAUGGUCGCAGCACCUCCAGCCUGGAGCUUCCUAAAGAUGGCUGCCAUAGGAGCCCCGACCCCCUGCCUCCUUGCCCCCCCAGCGGCCAUGAUGCCCCGCCCAGGACCCCCUCCCCCACCCGGCCCCGCCCCCAGUGCCCCGCCCACAGCCCCUCCUCCUCAGGGAUGCCACGCCCAAACUCCCUGGCCGCGACCAGUUGCACCAGGCUGGAGGAGCUGGUGUGUCUGCCCGAUCAGAGGAGCGUGUCUCAGAGAUCCUCGGUGCGCUGCUCCCGGCCCAGCCCUGGAGCACACGACUCUAAAGGGAGGUUGGCCCUGUUCCGACCCCCAGACAUCAUGCUGAAGCCUCUUCUGUUCGAGGUUCCCGGCCUGGCCGCUGACUCCUCCUUCGUGGGCCGUGAUUGGCUGUUCCUGCGGCUGGAGGAGGUCUUGGGGAAGAGCGAGGCCGGCGAGGGGGGCGGGGCCGUUGUCAUGGGCAACGUAGGUUUCGGCAAAACAGCGGCCAUCUGGCGCCUGGUGACCCUGAGCUGCCACGGCAACCCUCGGAGCCCCGGCAGAGGUGGGGACAGGGAGGCAGAGGGGGGGUCCAAGCAGCCCCCUCCCCCCAGCCCUCCCGCCACAGCCCCCCCGCCCCCCCAGCACCCCCCGCCCCCCCAGCCCUGCCCUGGAUCUCCUGAGACAGACAGACACAGAGAGGAGGCUGUCAAACGCCUGGCUGCCAAGGUGGUGGCGUAUCACUUCUGCCAGGCGGACAACACCUACACCUGCCUGGUGCCUGAGUUUGUGCACAGCGUCGCCGCCCUGCUGGCCAGAUGUCCUCAGCUGGCGCCCUACAGGGAGCUGCUGGUGAGAGAGCCCCUGCUGCAGAGCGCGCUCAGUCUGCGCUCCUGCGUCCAGGACCCCCUCAGUGCCUUCAGGAGGGGCGUGCUAGAGCCCCUCACCAGCCUGCGACAAGCAAGGACACUUCCAGAAGAGGACUUGGUUGUGUUGGUGGACGGGCUGAACGAGGCAGAGUUCCACAAGCCGGACUACGGCGACACCAUCUCCUCCUUCCUCACCAAGAUCCUCCCCAAGCUCCCGUCCUGGCUCAAGCUGGUGGUCACCGUCAGGACCGGACACCUGGAGCUAGCCUCCCCCCUUCCCUUCCCCAGGAUCUCCCUGGAUGACUUCUCAGACAGCAGUGAGAUCGGCGCCGACCUCGGUGACUACAUCCAGCUCCGUGUCAGCGCCAGCCCUGAGGUCGCCGCCAAUGUGACGGCGCCUAGUGGCUCCGCCCCCGACCCACUCCUCCUCAGCAAGUUCAGCAGCCACCUAGCCACGCGCAGCCAGGGCAGCAUGCUGUACCUGCGCUGCACCCUUGACCUCUUCCACCACGCUCACCUGGUCAUCAGGGGGGGAAACUACAUGGUGGUGCCCGUGUCGCUGGCGGAGGUGUUCCUGCUGCUGUGCCACGCCAGCUUCCCCGGGGCGCAGGACUUGGAGCGAGCUCUGCCCGUGCUCAACCUGGUCCUGGCCUCGCUGCACCCGCUGACGGAGGAGCAGCUGUUCCGGGCGCUGAACGCGGGGUACAUCCGCGGGGAGAUGGCCUGGGAGGACUUCCUGCUGCGCCUGGAGAGCCUCGCUCCCUUCCUGGUGAAGCGCAGAGACGGCACUCGCAUGAUGUUCCACCCCUCCUUCAGGGAGUGGCUGGUCUGGAGGGCUGAUGGAGAGAGCACCGACUUCCUGUGUGACCCCCGGAGUGGCCACGCCCUCUUGGCCUUCAUGCUCUCCAGGCAGGAGGGGAAGCUGAACCGGCAGCAGACCGUGGAGCUGGGACACCACAUCCUCAAAGCUCACAUAUUCAAGGGCCAAAGUAAGAGGACAGGGGUCUCCUCCAGUGUGCUGCAGGCUCUGUGGGUGAGCUGCAGCACAGACAACCUGUCUGCCGCUUUGGGCUCCCUCAGGAACCUGUACACCCCCAACGUCAAGGUCACACACACACGCAUGCACACACACUUCCAAGCACACACACACACCCACACCCCCUCUCUCCCUGACACUCUUGUUCGUCCGCAGGUGAGCCGUCUGCUCAUAAUGGGCGGGGCCAGCGUCACCUGGCGCACGGAGGUGAUUGGUCGAGCCCCGGUGCUGGGGGUGCACGCCCACCUGGGCCACACAGAGGAGGCGGGGCUUCUGCUGGAGAUGGGCGCGGCCGUGGACGCGGCCAGCGACACGGGGAUGACCCCUCUCUGCCUGGCGGCGGCAGCCGGACACCCGGGACUGGUCAGCCUGCUCUGCAGGAAGGGGGCAAAGGUGAGCCAUGUGGACAAGUCGGGCCAGUGUGCUGUGGUCCACGCGGGGCUGAAGGGACACCCAGACAUCAUCCACCUCCUCCUGGCACAGGCCUGGCCCGAGCCCACGGGCCCCCACGGCCCCCCCGGCCCCCCGGGCCCCCACGCCCUCCUGGGCUGCCCUGGGAGGAGGGAGGCCUGUCAGCAGGCCCUGACAGCAGCCUCCAGCAUGGGACACACACACGUUGUGAGGAGCCUGCUGGAGCAGAAGGAUGAAAAUGUGACCCUGCAGAUAGACGCUGCUGACUCCCUCUGGAGAGAGACAGCUCUGGGUGUGGCAUCGGCCCGGGGCAGGCUGCAGACCUGUGUGUUCCUGCUGGAGCAGGGGGCCAGCGUGGAGCAGGCCAGCCACCGGGGCGUGACCCCUCUCCUCAGCUGCGUCCGCCAUGGCCACGCCCAGGUAGCAGAGCUGCUCAUGCAGCAUGGGGCGAACAUCGAGGCGGUGGACAAACAGGGUCGCACUCCUCUGAUGGUGGCAGCCAGUGAGGGGCACCUGACCACUGCUGACCUGCUGUUGUCCAAGGGGGCGUCCGUGUCCUCAGUGGACCAGGAGGGGGUGUCGGCGCUGGGGUGGGCGUGUCUAAAGGGCCGCAGGGGCGUGUCUCAGCUGCUGCUGGAGAACGGCUCUGACAUCAACCACCUGGACCUCACAGGACGCUCCCCGCUGGACCUGGCCGCACUGGGCGCACACACACACACGGUGCAGUACCUGGUGGAGAGGGGGGCGGGCGAGCCCAGCUCUCACAGGCAGACUGAGCGCUCCAACACACUGCUGAAGAAGGGAGACAAAAUAGGCUAUAAAACUGCUCCUCAUGACCGAUCAGGUCACGCCACCUGGGCAAUGGCCUCUUCCAAACCAGACGUCCUCCUCAUCCUGUUGCAGAAGCUCAUGGAAGAAGGCAACCUGCUGUACAAGAAGGGGAGGAUGAAGGAGGCGGGGCAGAGGUACCAGUACGCCCUGAGGAGGUUCCCCCGGGAGGGCGUGGCCGAGGACCUGCGCUCCCUGAGGGAGCUGAAGGUGUCCCUCUACCUCAACCUGUCUCGCUGCAGCCGCAAAAACAACGACUUCGGCAUCGCGGAGGACUUUGCUACCAAGGCCCUGGAGCUGAAACCUAGGUCCUACGAAGCCUUCUACGCUCGCGCCCGCGCCAAGAGAAGCAGCAGGAAGUUCUCUGCAGCUCUCAGUGACCUGAACGAAGCAUCCCGCCUCUGUCCCUCCAACCGGGAGAUCAGACGGCUGCUACUGCGCGUGGAGGACGAGUGUCAGCAGCAGCAGCAGCCCAGCACCACCCAGGACCCCCCCCACCACCGCCAGCCCUCGGAUGGGGAGGCAGCCCUCCACAGUCAGGGGAGCCCAGACCGACAGAGCCCUCCAGAGCUGGGGGAGGAGGAGGUUCCUGUGAGGAGCGGGAGGAACCCGGAUCAGUGGCCUCAGAACCCGUACGGGCACAGCCGGGCCCUGCAGCCUGUCCUGGGGGACCACGGCCCCCCCCCGGGCCUGGACCUGGCCCCCCCUCCGGCCCAGCCAGGCCAACACAGCGCCCGGCUGCCCCACAACCUGACCAGCCAGCCCAGACAGCACUGCCACUCCCUGCAGCCAGGGGGCAGGAUCGCGGGCCGGCCCAUGUCUCUGUGUGGGCCGUCCAGCCCUCUGCCUGGCAGACACCUGCGCCCUGACAUCAGCCCUCUGCCCCCUUCCACCUCCAGCGAGCACCUCCCACCCUCCCCUUCCUCCCCCUCUUCCUCGCCCUUCUCCCCCAACGCCUUCUCCUCCAGCCUCUCCAGGGCAAUGGACCGGCUCUCGGCCCACCCCGGGGCCCCCGCAGAGGGCUCAUGUCCUGGGGCGGGGCCGGUUGCCAUGGAGGUGUGGAGGGAAGGGGCCUCUCGGGGCUCCAGCUCGGGCAGCAGCACGCUCUCGGACAGCGGCGUCCCACGGCCGCAGGGCGUCCCCGGGCUGCAGGGCCCCGACGCGCCUCGCCACGCCAGCAGCGUGAAGACCAAACCAGAGCUGAAGCCGCGACCGUUCAUGGGGGUGAAGGAUAAGGCUGUGCGUGUGCAGGGAGCACCCGGGCUGGGUUGGCCUGGGCUGGGCUCCGAGGGGAGACCCGAGACCUUCGGCAUGGCCGCCCUGGACCGGCCCGGGGAGUUCCAGCGGGCCUCGUACCAGGACAAGCCCCAGGGGGGUGGAGGGGGCCUGGCUAACGGCCAGCAGUACCCAGACAGGAAGGCUGGCCCGCAGCAGUACCCAGACCCCCGGAGCCUCCAGCCCAGCCUCACCCGGGACAACCCCGCCCUGCACGCACCCCCCAUCAAACCCAAACGCUCUUUCAUAGAGUCCAAUGUGUGACAGGGCGGGAACAGGAGCUCGCUGGGUCCUCAGACACACGACACGCAGACCAGAUACCCGGAGGCAGACCGAACCUAGUCCCGAGGGAAAGCAGGUGGACUUGAAGCUACUGUGCUUUUUGCUUCAGCAGAUCUCAUGUGUAGGGCAGCUUUUCCAAGCCGACAGCACAUCAACAGACCUCAGCAGCUCAACACAAGGCAAUAGAGACGCAUUAGUCCAACACGCAUAACAGCAAACAUGCAGAUAGAACGUAAGGUUGAAACGUACUCGUGAAUCUAGAAGACAAGAAGCCAUUUGAGAUGAGUGGCAAGCGAUGGGCAUUUUUAUUAUGGGGAAUUCUAGU